ACAGAAAUUAUCAGCCUUCAAAAGAAAGUGUUACGAUGCAUCGGGCUCGCAAAGUAUUAUCUCGUCUUGGCGUUUCGAGGUCCAACGAAAUUGAAACAUUACCGCCGCCUCCGCCUCCUAGUGCUCUAGAUUUCGCCAAACGACAAGCACUAGGAGCUCCAACGGAAGAUCACUUAGCGGAGCUUCAGAGCUGGUACACGAAUUGCCAAAGAGAUGAAACCUAUUAUGACUGGACGCUUGAACACGAAGUUUUGAACGAAGAACAGCUUGCGAAAGAGAUCACAGACUUGGUACCUAGUACUGAGAAGGACUUGAAAAAUGGCUAUUGCGGUCCAUGCAAUGACUUCCCAAGCAAAUGGUCACAAAUCGUUCACCUACAUCAUCAGGGCUCAAAAAAUAACGUCAUAGCGCAUAUGAUUGGCCUACGAGAGCUAGAGGCAGCAUGUCGGGCUGGAUGUCGACUUUGUCGCCUCUUUAUGCAGCACAUAUGCCCGUCCAAGCUAGACCAGUCUCGCAAGGUUGAGAAAAGGCUCGGCCUCCUAGGGAAAUCCACAGCCUUAUUUCUAACCCAUCCACCCAACAAGAUUGGCACACUCUAUUUAUGUCAUUCGACAGGGCCAUCGCAUCAAUUACUAGAAGGGCUCAUUGUCUUUCCUUUUGAUGGAUCAAAUAAAUUUUCUCCGUCAUUACAACUAUCAGAUUGGUCUCCUGUUUCUUCGAUCGUCAGGGCAAGACAGUGGUUGGCCGCAUGUAGCCAAGAGCACCCCCGACGCCAAGCGCAAAAAACUGGCCAGCUGCCAGCUCGAUUACUGUAUAUCCGUAAACCCCCUGCUGCAAUUGACCAGCCUAUUGUACAGCUAGUUGAGACCAAAGACCUCGAGAUUAGUGCACCAUAUGCCGCCUUAAGCCACUGCUGGGGCCGACUUGACUUUGUCAAACUCACUUCCGAAACACUGGACUCGUUCAAAACUGGCAUACCAUUCGACAUCCUCACCAAGACUUUUCAAGAAGCUAUACAGGUCACCUUGAAUCUCGGGCUUCAAUAUCUAUGGAUAGACUCCCUUUGCAUUAUCCAGGAUUCUGUACAUGACUGGGAACGUGAGGCCUCACUCAUGAGUUCAGUAUAUGGCCACUCCCAUGUUACGAUAGCCGCGUCUUCUGCAAAAGACGGCAGUGAAGGUCUAUUCCUAAGACCACCAGACUUUAUCGGAGGAGCGUUGAUGGGCUCUUCUACUGAAGACGUGCCUACAUACGCUGUGGCAUACGAGAAACUCUACGCUCAAGGGAUAACGUCAACACAUCUUUCGUCUCGUGCCUGGACAUUACAAGAACGGCUUCUAUCUCACCGGACUCUUUACUUUGGCGAAGGGGAUGUCUUCUGGGAAUGUUGGACUAAAUACUCUUGCGAAUUUUUCCCUGAUGGGAUGCAAGAACCGCUGCUGGGUGCUUAUGACCCUGGUGUGCGACCGAACGCAAUGCGAGAUAGCUGGAGAGAGAUCAUAGUCCCAUACAGCUCGUGUAAAAUGACUAAGGGCAGUGAUAAACUUGUAGCUCUGGCAGGAGUAGCGCGUGAAGCGCAGCGCGAGUGUGGAGACACAUACGUUGCUGGUUUAUGGCGUACCGGAAUGGAGGAAAUGCUGUGUUGGCGACGAUUAUCUUCUGAACGACCUCAAAAUGAAGAGUACAGAGCACCUUCUUGGUCUUGGGCUUCUGUUGAUGGAGGUGUCGAGUACUACCCUCGUGCUCCGGAUCAAGAAUUACAGUUAUUGUCGAAGGUGCAUCAUGUCUCAGUAACACCUCUAGGUCCCGAUCCAUUCGGCCAGCUCAAAGAUGGAAUUCUGACUAUCUCUUGUCCUGGCGCGCUGUCUGGGGUCUGGUACAGGCAUUCUUUCAAAGGAAAUGUCCAAAUCCAACUUCCACAGAAAGAGCUCUUCAUGAAAGUGGACAGUGAUGUUAAUUUUACAGUUUAUGGCGUCCUUCGAGUCAUAUUACUUCCUAUGGUGAAGCUUGUCACGAGGAAAGAGGAUCGCAAAUUUCAGGCUCGAGAUUAUUACCAAGGCCUGGUUCUCCAGCCUACUUUGAAAAAGAAAGGAGAGUACAGACGGAUAGGAUCUUUCUCCAAUCUUGAUCUUAUAUCUUUCGCGCCAGAUGGCAGCCAAUUCAAAGAACGUCACGCACUGGAAGAACAUGGCCCGAAAAUGGCUGGAGAGCGUUGCGCUGAGAUAAGGAUUAAUCCGGAGACCGGCGAAGAAGAAUAUCUGUUCAAUAUCGUUUGAAAUCACCAGAGCUAUCAAUAAAAGCACAGAUACUCUCUCCAUAGAAUAUGCUGACUUCUCAAGCCUCAGGUGGAGAUCACAAUGCAUGAGGUUUUCUGUGUCGAUGCGUAUUUUCAAUGCCAGCAAUCCUUCACUUCGCUACUCAACAUUGAUGUUCUUCGUCCAACGAUUCAAAUCC
This is a messenger RNA of Mollisia scopiformis, 2454 nucleotides long. RefSeq names its product HET-domain-containing protein. The record is from RefSeq and is a predicted model, not a curated record. The transcript has 3 exons. The coding region runs from base 36 to 2276 and encodes 746 amino acids. Lineage: Eukaryota; Fungi; Ascomycota; Leotiomycetes; Helotiales; Mollisiaceae.